UGCAGUCCAUUCUGGAGGUUCCAGUCUUGCAUUUCACUGUUUGUGUCUGUGUAUAUGGAGGAGUGAGAAGAUGAUGUGUAGGAUCUCCUGCUCCCUGGUGCCAUUAAGUGUAGCCCUCACUUUGCAGCCAGGAAGGUCUUCGUGCAUCUCCCUACAAAAGAUUUUAGAGUAGUGAGGUUCUGAAGUGGCCUUGGCCAUACUUGGCCAAGCUCCAGAGCAGUACUGGAAGCAGAACACCAACCUACUUCUGAGCAGACAGGUACUAACCUGAGAGGGGUUCUGUGGUAUGAAACCUUCUAGCACAAGAAAUGUGAUGGGACCCAGAGGCCCCUUCCAGCCCCAGUAAUCACCGUAGUGAACACAGAAUUCUCAGGAUUCAGAAUUUUCGGAUUGGAAAUGAAUGCACAGUUGUGUAAGAAAAACUCAGAGAUGGGAGGGGUGGAUUAUAUGGGGCUUUGUCCUCACCAUUGCUCUCUCCACCUCUCCAAAAGGGAUCCUUUUGCCAUCCACCGGCAGCACAUGAACCGCAUGCUGUCUGGGAGUUUUGGGUUCGGGCCACUCCUUGGCAUCACGGAUGGGACCACACCUGGGGCUCGCCAGGCUGGCCGCAGGAUGCAGGCGGGAGCUGUUUCACCCUUUGGGAUGCUCGGCAUGGCAGGUGGCUUUAUAGAUAUGUUUGGGAUGAUGAAUGACAUGAUUGGAAACAUGGAGCAUAUGACAAGUGGUGCUAACUGCCAGACAUUUACCUCCUCAACUGUCAUCUCUUAUUCCAACCUGGGUGAUGGGCCCAAAGUCUAUCAGGAGACCUCAGAGAUGCGUUCAGCACCUGGUGGGAUCCGUGAGACAAGACGAACCGUAAGGGACUCGGACAGUGGCUUGGAACAGAUGUCGAUUGGGCACCACAUCAGGGAGAGGGCCCACAUCAUGCAGCGGUCCCGGAACCAUCGCACAGGCGACCAGGAGGAGAGGCAGGACUACAUCAACAUGGAUGAAAGUGACGCAGCCGCAUUUGACGACGAGUGGCGGCGAGAGACGUCCCGGUUUCGGACGCAGCGGGGCCUGGAGUACCGGCGUCACGAAGGCAGCACUGGCCGGCGGGCCGAAGGAACUCGUCUCGCCAUCCAGGGCCCUGAGGAUUCCCCUUCCAGACAGUCCCGCCGGUAUGACUGGUGAACUCGGAGCAGACCUGAGGGGGGUGCAGUGAGGCCACCCCCAAAUUUACGUACAUGCUCUUGUACAGACAGUGAAACUCUGAAGCCCCUUCAAAGCACCAUUUGGACCCUCCUCAAAUUUAGUAUUAACCUCCCUCCCACUUAAGAAUUAAAACAAAGCAACUAAUCUUCUUCAUUGCUCUUUUUCACCCCAUUUGGGUGCUGCAGUGGGGCAUGGGGAAUCUCACUGAUGUGCAAGGAACACAUUAAUUGCCCAUUCCCUCUUUGCUGUCCCUUGGCUCUGUUUCUGCCAGUAGUGCUGGGCAUGAGGAGCUGCCACCUUGCCUCUACCAUCCUUUCCACUCUUUCUGUGCUGGGUUGGGCUGGUUCUGAAGUUUGUGUUUAGUCCCCUGUGAAAGGAAUAUGAGGGAAUUCUGCUAGAACCCCCUGUCAGUCCCCUCACCGGGACGGAGACUUUGAUUCCCCUGCUGCUCCUUGGUGCAUCUGUGGAGAAAUAGAAGGAUAUGUGCAUUGGAGAAGGGAGGAGCAGAACAAAAGCUGGAUCAGCCUGUGGGCCCCCCGACCCCUCUUCAAUCAGUUCCCCCACUUUUUUAAUUUGUGAAACUUGUAACUAGAUGUUUACUGAAUAAAGAAACAAACUGUAAAGAA
This is a messenger RNA of Sturnus vulgaris (Common starling), 1820 nucleotides long. Lineage: Eukaryota; Metazoa; Chordata; Aves; Passeriformes; Sturnidae. The record is from RefSeq and is a predicted model, not a curated record.